Molecule: messenger RNA, 699 nt
Organism: Alternaria viburni
Lineage: Eukaryota; Fungi; Ascomycota; Dothideomycetes; Pleosporales; Pleosporaceae
Exons: 1
Coding region: 1-699 (232 amino acids)
Source: RefSeq, a predicted model, not a curated record
AUGGAAAGCAGGAGACAGAAGAUUGUCAACGACGGGGCCACCAUCGGCUCCCUCAAUCUGAGUGAUCUUAUUCGGGAGCCGGUACCCGAUCUAGAGGUUGCCGACAAUGCCAGCAUGCACGCCUCGGAUGAUGAGGAAGUUACUCUUUACGAGGGCGAAACCCAAUACCUUCAAGCAGUAAACGGUGGGGCCACCAAUGAAACCUACAAUCUCGACGACGUGCUCAUACAGUCAGACUUUGAAGACAAUGCCAGGAUCCUCGAGCUUGGUGAUGCGGAGAUGGCUGCGUACGAGGGCGACACGGACGAGCCUUCAACGCUUUCACUUGAUUACGACUUCAUCUACGCCGACGACAUGGACGCCCAACCAGUCCAAAACCAAGUCGAUGCCAGCGCGGUGCCUACACCAUCCAACACCGGCCUUCUUCAGAAAUUCGAAUCAAUGAACGUUAACGACUAUGGAGAAGAGGUCUCGUCCCCGAUCAAUGGCCCACUUACCCCUCAUGACCAUCACGGCCCAUCCGUAAAUCAGUCCCUCGGUACCGACAGCACCGAGUCUGAACUUGGGCCUGGAUCUGGCGACGAUGAAGCCGCCAUGUCGCACUCUGACCUCAACCAUGACCCUCAGCGGAGGCAUCUUCCCGUGUACGACAUCCGCCACCAUGUGUGCUCAUCAAGGAACGGGUGGACGUGGGACUAG